AUAAGGUUAAACUCAAGUUAAUUAGAUUCUUCUUAUACACAAAUGAAUCAAGAAGAUCAUAUGAAUCAAGGAGAGCAUAUUAUGAACAACGGAGAAGGCUCAAUGCCUUGCUUCUCCGAGACGACCAUUACGUCCUCAAAUCAUCUCUAUCCCAUGACGGCGGCGACGAAAUCAUCGGAAGAGGACCACAGCAUUUCGCUCUCUCUUCUACUCAAUCUCUCCACAAUACAAGACAAAGUCCACCACAUCCAAUCUCUGGUCAGCUUUUUCAUGAUCUCUAACAAUAACCAAUCCUCGGAGUCAACGUCGUCUUUGGCCGUGGCUAACAUCGAAAGCUUGGUUCAAGAGAUCGUCACGGCAGCUACUUCAAUGAUGCUCACUUGCCAACAACGCCACAUCCCAUCUAACAACAACAGUAACUUCAAUAACGAACAAACCGUUGAUGCAAUUGUUAUGAAGUAUUCCACACAAGAGACCGAACCGGAUCAUGACUUCACGCCAGAGUCGUCAACCAACUUUCUUGGCGUCCAAGAAAGAGGAAAUAUUUCGUUUAUUGACCAUAAUCUUGACUGGCAUGGCACACAAUCCAUAAACCCUAAAAAAGAUCAGCAUCGUUUUAAAACAAGACCCGGGAACUAUGAGGUAUUGGAGCUAGGCGCAGACGAUCUACUAGCAAAGUUCACGCAUUACUGUCAGAUUUGUGGAAAAGGGUUUAAGAGAGACGCGAAUCUAAGGAUGCACAUGAGAGCACACGGAGACGAGUACAAGACACGUGAAGCCUUGAUCAGCCCAACGAGCCAUGACAAGAAAGUCGAAGGACACUCAUUGAUGACACAUUACUACUCGUGCCCUCAACAUGGGUGUAGAUGGAACCAGAGGCACGAGAAGUUUCAGCCGUUGAAAUCUGUGAUUUGCGCCAAGAAUCAUUACAAGAGAAGUCAUUGUCCGAAAAUGUAUAUGUGCAGGAGAUGUAACGUGAAGCAUUUCUCGGUUUUGUCUGAUCUUAGGACGCACGAGAAGCAUUGUGGGGAUAUCAAGUGGGUUUGUUCUUGUGGGACUACGUUCUCUAGGAAAGACAAGCUUAUGAGCCAUGUUUCUUUAUUCGUGGGCCACUCACCGGUCCAUGGCCCGCCGCCGCAGCAGCGUCCGAUUAUCACAAUAUAA
Messenger RNA from Brassica oleracea var. oleracea, 1164 nucleotides. Its product is annotated as zinc finger protein STOP1 homolog. Gene Ontology annotation, biological process: response to aluminum ion; response to acidic pH. The coding region runs from base 43 to 1164 and encodes 373 amino acids. The record is from RefSeq and is a predicted model, not a curated record. NCBI's taxonomy places the organism in Eukaryota, Viridiplantae, Streptophyta, Magnoliopsida, Brassicales, Brassicaceae. The transcript has a single exon.